Molecule: messenger RNA, 798 nt
Organism: Beauveria bassiana ARSEF 2860
Lineage: Eukaryota; Fungi; Ascomycota; Sordariomycetes; Hypocreales; Cordycipitaceae
Product: abhydrolase domain-containing protein
Exons: 2
Coding region: 1-798 (265 amino acids)
Biological process (GO): regulation of DNA-templated transcription
Molecular function (GO): DNA-binding transcription factor activity
Source: RefSeq, a predicted model, not a curated record
AUGAGUGAAGACGUGGCUUUUGACAGCGCAAAGGAGCGCAGAAGACGACAAAAUCGACUUAGCCAGCAGGCUCGCCGAAAACGGCUGGCCAUUCUAGCACAGGCGAAAGGUCCAACGCGUAAAUGGAUCAUAUACUCGGCAGCGCUCGACGAGAAUGAGAAGCAUGAUAAAAAGGAUUCACCGCCAUCUAUCGAGAAAUGGUUAUUUUGCCAGUCAAGCGGACCAGAGCGGUCGCAGUAUAUUAAGCGCCUUCAAGAUGCUGUGACGCGUGACUCGACGCAACCGUCUUUCGAUGCCCAGCUUUUGACCAAUGUGACGCAAUUCAACAUCAUCAAGGCCAUGGCCAAGAAUGCUGCAUACUUUGGGUUCACACUCGAACUACUAUGCGAGGACAUGAUCUCGCCCUUCAACGCCUCUGGUCCAGCCCCUUCUACAUCUGGUGAUUUGCCACCAAGUCUUGCGCCCACGGCAGUCCGAAAACAGAUAGCGCAUCAUCCCUGGAUCGACAUUUGUCCCAUUCCAUCACUUCGCAACGCCAUUCUUCUCAACACUGGCACGUAUGACGAAGACGAGCUGUGCAAUGACUUGUUUACGGGGUCGGGGAGCGACAGCGAGCACCAGGUCGGCCUGGUUACCUGGGGCGAGUCUUGGGACCCAGCGGCGUACGAGCUUUCUGAAGUUUUUGCGCUCAAAUGGCAGAGACUUUUGAGGACGUCGGCGGAUGUCAUGUCGUCGACAAAUUAUUGGCGCUCGAGGAGGGGCCAGGAUCCAAUACGGCUUCAAAUGGAGCCGGCCUAG